CUAACCGGUGCUAAAGGCUGGAUUGUCCCUUCGCGCUUUCCGUAGAGGGAAACAAACGUCACGGGUCAAAGUUGAGACUCAGAAGACAGAAACAUGGCGACGGAGCAGAGGAGGAGAACUCCCAAAAACUCCCAAAAAGGUGAGAAACGUGUGAAAGCGCUAGGUGUUGAAGAAGAAGCCAGAAGGAGAGAGGAAGUGAAGGAGGAGCUGAGGCAGAGGCUGGAGCUGGAGAAGAGAGCCCUGCAGGUGGUGGAGCGUCUCCUUGACGACAGUGUGGCUGAAGACUUCCUGGUUGACUGUGCCAAAUUCAUCACUCCAGCUAAUUACAAAGAUACUAUAGAGGAAAGAAUGAUCGCUAAACUGUGUGGUUAUCCCAUAUGUCCAAACAAACUGGGCAAGAUCCCAACUCAACAGUUUAAAAUUUCUACUAAGACCAAUAAAGUGUACGACAUUACAGAGCGCAAGUGUUUUUGCAGUAACUUCUGUUAUAAAGCCUCCAAAGAGUUUGAACUACAAAUAUCAAAGACUCCUCUCUGGCUCAGGCAGCAUGAGAGCCCUCAAGAAAUUAAACUGGUGAAGAAAGGAGAUGGUGGGAGCUCUGGUGAGGUGGUGAUUCUAUCAGAGAGGAUUCUCCAAGAGGAGGACAUCGAGAAUCUGCUGACUGCUCAGCCUUGGGAGCCUCACAGCUCCCAACAAUGUUGUGCCGCAGGUGACCACAGCGACACCAGUGACGUGGAGCAAGACCAGGACUUUGUCUCCAGCGUUGUGUCGCAGCAGCACGGUCGCAGGGUGCACUGGGGUGCCCUGCCUAAACGCACAGAUGAAGACGAGAAAGGAAAAGGAGGGAAUAUUGAGAGGAGAGAGAAACAGAACAGAGAAGGGGGUGAGGAGGAGAUCGUGCAUCUUCAAAGUCAGAAAGCAGAGAAGGGAAAAAGGAGAGAAGAUGAGCAAGGAAAAGAGUCUCAUGCACUGAAAACAGAGAAUAGAACUGAUUCAGAAAAGCUGCAUGUCAGAAAUAUUGACCUGGCAGAGGAAAAAGACUCGCCAAAGGAAACCAGUGUGGAAGAGGUUAAAGAUAAGAUUGAUCUGUGCAGUUUGUCUGAGACAUUGACUCACGCUGUUUCCCUGCCUGUUGACUCAUCACCUGCAGAACAUGCAACACUGCUCAUCUCUCCUCCACUACUUACUGACUCACAACCCCCAGCAGAAAACAAACCUCUCUCCUCUUCAACAAUAACCACGGCUCAUCAGAGCAUCCACAGCACAACAAUGCCCGCCCAGCCAGGACUCGGCAUCACCCAGGUGGGUAUGAGUAAGAAAGGGGCAGCGGGGUUACGAGAUCUACUCAAGAACCACACUGCUGCACCCAAACCCGACUCCACCCGGCUGAAUCUCCUUGAAUGUUUGAGAAGAACCUUGAAGGAAUGGAGCACAGUCGAGACAUUGAAAUUCCUGUACGGUGGCGACCAUUCUCUAGGCUCUCCUUUUGCUGACCUAAAAAGUGAGAAUGACAACGGAGAGGAGGAGCUGGAUGAAGAUGACUUUGAAGAUGAGAUUUCUGUAGAGGAUUUAGAAGGGGCUGAUGCUGGGGCGCUUAAGAGGCCGUCUGCAGCAGCUCCAGACUAUAAGACACUGAGGGAGGAGACACAGCAGCUGGAGCUCAGAGUGAAGGAGCUUUAUAAAGGGAUGUGGCCUGAGGAGAUAGAGGCACCAAAUGACAACAAGGUGACAGUCCAGGACCAGGACCCAAGAGACCCAGCUCUGCCACUUGUUGACUCUCAAGCUCAGCACCUCAUCCAGAAACAAAUCACAGCGGAGAAGCUCACCAACUGUCUCAAAAACAUUGUGGGUCCGCUGCAUCUCACCAUGAGUGACGUCUCUUCUGACCUGAACAACCUGGUCAAGACGUUCAGGUCAGUUCAGCGAACACAGACUCCGAUGCAUCCUGUGACCUGUCUACCAGCACUAGGACACACAUCAACUGUCCUUACACAACAUUUUUUUGUCCACUAG
Paralichthys olivaceus (Japanese flounder) is the source of this 2013-nucleotide messenger RNA. The record is from RefSeq and is a predicted model, not a curated record. Lineage: Eukaryota; Metazoa; Chordata; Actinopteri; Pleuronectiformes; Paralichthyidae.